Messenger RNA from Contarinia nasturtii (swede midge), 576 nucleotides. Its product is annotated as histidine-rich glycoprotein-like. The record is from RefSeq and is a predicted model, not a curated record. The coding region runs from base 59 to 448 and encodes 129 amino acids. The transcript has 2 exons. Gene Ontology annotation, molecular function: serine-type endopeptidase inhibitor activity. Lineage: Eukaryota; Metazoa; Arthropoda; Insecta; Diptera; Cecidomyiidae.
GCUUUCAGUUAUUUGAUCACUUUCGCUCAGUGAACAACUGGAAUAUUAAGUCGUAAACAUGAAAUUCAUUCUAACCAUCGGACUAUUGAUUGCCACUAUUUUGGCUCAAUCGUACGCUCAGCACGAACAUCAUGAUGAUGAUUCCCAUCCAUGUGCUCAGCCAUUAUACAAGUUGAACGAUAAUAAAGUGGGUUGUUUAGCUGAUAUAAAAAAAUGGUAUCAUAAUCAUGCUAGCGGAAAAUGUGAAGAAUUCUCAUUCGAUGGCUGCCCUGAACACAAAAAUGACAAUCACUUUGAAACCGAGGAAGAAUGUAAUAAAACUUGUGAUGAAUGGCAUGCACAACAUAAGGAUCAUCAUCAUCAAGAAGAACAUGGAGAUUGUAAACACGGCCAUGACCACGCUAAACAUAACCACGAUGCACACGACCACGGCAAACAUCAUCAUUAAAACCUUCGUGGAUAAUUACAAUUUGUCAAAUAAUCUAUAACAUCACUUGAAUGAUUGAUUUCUUCUUUGAACAAAGGAACAAUGUGAUUUAUUUGAGAAAUACAUGAAUAAAGAAAAUUUAUCAAUAA